Molecule: messenger RNA, 7484 nt
Organism: Blepharisma stoltei
Lineage: Eukaryota; Ciliophora; Heterotrichea; Heterotrichida; Blepharismidae
Source: the annotation of a GenBank genome assembly
AUGAUUAUUGAGUUCCUCAGCACUAUUAUUCUCCUAUGCUCACUAUGGAUGCCGUCAGUGCUAUCUGGGAUAUAUCUAGCCUUUGUAGUAUUUAUUUGAUGGGAUAUCACCCAUAAAUUAAUUCCUCACCUACAAGUAUUCAAAUUAUUAUUUUGCACUUCUUUGAUUCUUUUUGUUUACAAGUUUGUGAUGAUUUGUAUCUUUUAUUUUGCUGGACCUGGGAACUUUGUAGAUAAUGAGGGAUGAGCUAUGAAAUUAUUAGGAGUAUUUCUGAGCAAUGGAGAAAAUAAAACAAAUGAUAUUGCUCAUACUAUUUUGCCUGAUAUCUUGGUUAAUAUAGCAUCAGCACUGAGCUGAGUUUAUCUGAAAGUGAAAAAGAGACACGAAGAGACUAGCUUUCACAUUUCUUUUAAAAAACUGCUCUGCUUUUUUAUACUCUGCUUGAUAUCUGUAUCAUCAUUUACAAUAAUGAAUUUUGGGUAUCUAUUGAUCGCUUUAAGUUGAAGCUUAACCUGGCGCUUAGAUAUAUCACUAAUCGGCUUUAAAUCGGGAAGUUUCAUUCUAUCAUGUAUAUCUUUAAUCCAGUUUUUAUGUAUGUAUUGGUAUCAUUUUUUAAUAAAUGACUACCUAUCUAUGAAAAUUGCCCAAAAAAUUGGAAUUUUAAGCUUCGAGAUUCGAGAUGCCAUGAAUUUUAUUUUUAUGCUCUUGCUAUUUUUUUAUAGCACUUAUUGCAGGCGCUUGCAUAUCACAUAUCAAUCAUCUGGGUAUGAUUCAUCAGAGAGCAUGCAAAAUACAGUUGAAGGUGACUGCGAAGUAAAGGAGUCUAAUAACAUUGAGUAUUUAGAAGAGCCCAUUGUCCAUAAAGAAAAAAGAUCGACUUAUAGAUACUAUAUCUCAUUUAACGCCCUUUAUACAAUUGGAAGACUUUCUAUAUUUAUAUGGGCUUUUUAUUUUAUGAGCUGGAUAGGAAUAUGCUUGCUAUUAUGGCUUUUUUAUUCUGUGAUUGAUUUUGACGUCAGCAGAGUUAUCAAAGUGACUCGCUUUACACUUAUACCAAUUUUAUCAUGCGAUUUAUUGACAUUCUUUAUUGUUAAUAUCAUCGGUAUAAAUCUUAAUCAAGCUUUUGGAGGACAUAAAAUUAGUGGGCCCCUUGAUGUUGCAUUUCAACUGUUUACUAUAUUUAUUAUGCUUAUUGUUAUUAAAUAUGAGACAGACAGAAAAAAAGGGCUUGAGCGAAGCAGCAGAAAAGUGACAGCACUUGGACUUUCUCUAUCAAUACUUCUAGAAAACUCCAAUAAAUUUUCUCUAUGUGUCCUUUUUGUGAUUGGACUAUCAGCAAUAAACAUUGUGCACUUGGGAUAUAUGCUUUUCUUUUUGGUUUUCAUAUUAAAUUCAGCCAUUUCCAAAAAAUAUUGGAUUUAUUUAGUGGCAUAUACAGAACUUGUUUUAUUGGUCAAGUAUAUUUGAAUCCUUAUUAUGGCAUCUGGCAAUUUUAAUUUUAAUUGGCUUUCUGUCAAAAUUAUAGGACUACCCACAUCAAAAGAUAUAGUACUUGGAUUUUUCCCUGAUAAUUAUUUAGAAUGACUACUACUUUUAUCAGCUGCUAUGCAGCUAAAUGCUUAUAGGGCCUUUAUUAAAAAUUUUAAUUUUGGAUCAUCUAGCUAUAGAAGCUCCAUAAUUACUCGGGUUGGAUCGGUUUUGAACCAAUGGGUUAACUAUUUGUACACAUACAUAGCAUUUUCAAUAAUUUUCCUCAUCAUUUUCCUAUCUGAUUUGAAUGUUUUUAAUUUUUUUAGAUUUACUUUGAUGUGCAUUUAUUUGUGCAUGCUUUUAUUAGACAAAUCAAAAACUAUUUCUCAAAACUUAGCCAGAGUUCAUGGAUGAUGGUUUCUCUUUAAUUACUACAGUGGAUUUUUGCUGGUUUUUAGAUAUUUAUUUCAAUUUAUGGAGUUCUUUAGCAAUGUUACUUACUGGGAAUCGAAAAUUCUGGGGAUUCAAGUGUACAGUCCUACUCAUUUAUACCAAAGUAUGAUAAGUGAUUGCUUAUUUGUUGUAUAGCUAAUACCACUAUACAGAUUUCUUUAUCGAAUAAAAUGCAAUAGACAGUUGAAAAACCAAAAUAGACUCUCUCAAAGGGACAAGCUAGAUCUCUAUAGCAGGAAGUGUAAAAGUGGCAAAAAUGGUUGGCAAGUGUGAAAAAGUUGACAAGCAAACGCGCCAAUUUUUAAAUGGCUUUUUAUUUAAAGAUACCAUUUAGACUGGAAUUAAUUAAUAUCUUACUUUCUUUUGCUUUUCUUUUAAAUUAAGUAGAUUUUUAAAUAAGCAAUGCCAAUUUAUUUAUGAUUAAAUGCUCUAUAAAAGGCAUAGUUUGUCAUUGUUCUUUAUAAAGUUCUUAAUGGCUCAUAAUAUAAAGUUCGAUGUUCUUUAGCAAAUUAAAAUGGAUUUAAACUUAAAACCUAUCAAUAGUGUUCCUUUUUGUGGAAUGGUAAAUUUUAAAUAAGCUAUGCUAAUUUGUUUAUGAUUCAAUUACUCUAUAAUUGAACACUAAUUAUUCUUUAUGAAGUUCUUAAUAGCUCACAAUAAUAUUUUAAUUUACCAUCUCCAGUCUAAAAGGGUAUCUUAAAUUUAAAAUUAAUUUAAUAAUAAAGCCAUUUAAAAAUUGGCACGCUUACUUGUCAACUUUUUCGCACUUGUCAACCAUUUUUUGCAUGCCAAUUUUUAGCACUUCUUGAUAUAGAGAUCUAGCCCGUCCCUUUUAGAGAGUCUUUCUUGGUUUUUCAACCAUCCAUUACAUUUUGUUCGAUAAAAAGAAAUUUAUAUAGGGGUUGGGCUAUAGUUGGGGUCAUUUUUUCUAGAAUUUACAAAAGAUUGCACUCAUGUGUGCAAGAUGAUAUUGGGACAUUUUCACUAUUAAUUCACAAAGAUGAAGGAAGGAUAAAUAAUGCCCCUGCUUUAUUUCUCGUGUAUUGUGGAAAGCAUUUCGCAUUGUUUAUGAUUUUGAUUGCCUCUUUGAUUUCAAUAUAUGCAAGAUUAUCAUUAUCCAUGCUUUUUUAUAUUGUGGCUAUUGGGAACUAUGCUAUUAUUUUAACAAGGGAAUUUAUAUCAGGAAAAGAAAGAAAUGCUGAGGCUGAGAUAAAGCAUAGAUGCAGCCUAUGGAAUUAUCUUUACAUAUGGAGUAUAUUGUGUCUUAUAGCUUCAUACUUAUGCUUUCUUAUAAGUAGGUCUUUUUUCAACACAGAAAAUUUCAACGUCCUUAUUUGGCUUUAUUUUUUUUUGGGCUUUAACAAAUCUCCAGACAACAACUUGCUGCUUCUUGAAAAUUAUGAGUACGUGUCCUUUGUAAUUACCUUAAUAAUAGAAAGAUAUUGUAUCGAAUAUGUCCAAUCCCACAAAGAAAGAAUCCAAGAAUCAACUUCGAAUGAUAACAUGCAUAUAGAGCUGCUAAAGUUUGUAAAAGUCAUUAUUGAGUCCUUAAUACCCGCAGUUCUGCUAUUAAUAGCAUUCAAAAAGCUUACAGUGGUAAGCAUUGUUUAUGUUUUCACAGUUCUUUGCACUAUUGGCAUGCAAUCAACUAAUAAAAGAGUAAAAUCUUGCAACUAUAUAGUAGUUGCGAUGACUAUUCUGCAAUAUGCCAUUUAUUUGAGCAACCUUGACGACUCGAAUUCUCCUAGAAAGCUUCCCAAUGGAGGGCAGACAUACUUAAAUGUGCCAUGAUAUAAGACGAUAAGCUGAUCUAAUAGUGACUAUCCUACGUUUCUUAACCUUGGGACUAAUCAUGCCCAAGUUUAUGACUUGAUCUGUGAAAUACUGCUGAUGCUGCUAAUCCAAGUGUAUUUCUUAUAUUUUUCGAAAAUUAAAGAAGACGCAGAUGAGGUAACUGAAAUCAAUCCAGAAGGGGAGCAGUCAAAGCUUGUAAAAACUUUAUUUAGCCUCAAAAAGAAAUUUUAUUCAAGUUUUAAUUAUAUCAUACUGUGUGUGGGUUUACUGUUCAUUAGCAAAAGCACUGGACUUAUUUCGCUUGUAUAUUGCUUUGUUUGUCUUUCUUUUAUAUGGAGGGCAAAUGAUGUAUUAAAAAGCAAGGAAGCUCUUGACAAUUAUAUAAGACUCUAUAGAAACUAUUUGAUUAGGUGGAUGGCUAUCGAGUUUACAUGCCAAAUUUUGUACCAAAUUCCUGCAAUAUCAUACUAUCCACAUGAAUUAAAGGAUUGGCUAAGUGCUCUUGGCCUUGUACAGCUGUGAAGCGCUGGAGAAAAUAACCCUCCUUCAGAUAUAAGCAGCAAUCAAUAUGAUGUAUAUUUUAGAAUUUACGCAUACGGAGCCUUGCUAAUUGCUUAUCGCAUCAUGCAAAGCCAAGAGUUUAAAAAUUAUUUGGAAGAUCAAAGGAUCAAGCUAAAAAUAAAAUCAAAAUGCAUUGGCAUCGGCAUGGCUCAUCAUUUUAACAAUGGCAGAAUAAAAAAGAAUGUCUAUUACCGCACCAAACAGCAGCAUUUUGAGCACGGCGUUAAGCGACUUGAUAGAACUGUUGAAAGCUGGAACAGGGUUUUUUACGAAAACGACAGGCACCCAAUAUUCAGGCCAAGAAAAUCCACUGUUCUCCUGCAACGUCAAGAAACUCUGAAAAUACCUCCUCCACCUCAAGAAGACAGCUUUAAGACUAAAUUUCAAAGAUUUUUAAUUAGACAGAUGAAUCCAAUUUUAUAUCGAAAAUACAUUGAGAAGCUAAAACACCCAAAGAAAGAAUCCUUUGUUGAGUUCAAUAGUGAAGAAGAAAAAAUUGAGGAACUGGACGAGCAGAUGGAAGAGAGCCUGUCUUUUGGAAACAUUGAAAAAGAACCAGAAAAUGAAGAAGAUAGUCAAAGCGAAUUUACACUGACUGUGAAAGAUUACUUUUUGAUUAUUUUAUUCAUUAUUGCUAGCAACACACAAGGGUUAGUUUAUUUGAUAUUUUUCUUGAAUCACUUUUACAAUGCAAGUCUUGAAUCUUUGGUUUAUCCAAUUUCAGUAUGCGGCUAUGCUUUAUUAGAAUACCCAAGACCUCCUGCACAGUAUUUUCUAAUAAUGCAGCUAUAUUCUGAGGUAAUAUUUUUCAUUAAGUACAGCCUGCAACUGAAUGUUUGAGAAUUGAUAUUUCAAAAUAAUUUUCUGACUGGGUAUACAGAUUCAGGAAAAAUAGGGUUUAAUUUGGCAGAAAACACAUAUAGUAAUAAUUUAGUGGAUUAUGUCCUUUGGGAUGCUUUGUGUAUGCUUAUUUUGUUGAUACACCAAUUUUACCUUUUAAAAGUUGGCUUGCAUGAAUAUACAGAGUUUGAGCUAGAAACUCUUGAAGAAGCUUAUAUGAGAAAUCCAGAAGGAGAAAGUAUUGUGAGUUCUGCUUUAAGCUCUAGAGAAGAAUGGUCUGAAUUCAAUCCAAGGCCAAAGCUAACUUGCACAGGAAGAGUUAAAGCACUAUUUCAACGGCUUUUGCCUUCAUGCAAGGAAGAAAAGCCAGGGAAGGACAUGUAUACAUCAAUUAUCUUGAUUCAGUUUUUGAUUUUAAUUUAUCUUUUUUGCUUCUUUUCAAAAAUGAGUGGAGAUUCGCAAAAUAUUUCAAACUCAUUCCAGUAAUUUUUAUAUAGAGCAAACCAGUUUCCUGGGCAUAUGGUUAUCGCGCUGAUUUUUCAUAUCUUUGUAAUGCUGAUGGAGCGUUAUCUUUAUUUAGAAAGGACAUCACAGACAGCCCAACUUGAAUCAAAACCUCAAGAAUUUCAUAAGAAAAUCAACUGGAAUUGGCAGCUCGUCACAGCUUUGAUUUUGCACUUAACUCUCCUCCUUGCAGUUCAUUUAAUCGUCUUUUGGUAUUUUCCAAUAAAUGGGAACAUUGAUAUGUCUGGCACUUCUUACUGUGAGCAUUUAUUUGAUGAGUCCAGAUGCAAUAACUUUCAGAUUAACUCAUCAUUGCAGUGGUUCUAUAUCAUUUAUAUGUGCUAUUUCACUAUUAUAGCUGUGCAGCUGCAGCUUGGACUUCCUAUUUUUAGAACUGGAGCAUUUCCAUUGAUGAAAAGCAGUAGUAUGACUGCUCUUGUUUUCUUCCAAAUCUAUAGAGGUUUGCCGUUUCUUUUUGAGCUGAGGACAUUGAUUGAUUGGACUUUUACAACCACAUCAUUAAGUUUAUUUCAGUGGUUUAAAUUUGAAGAUAUUUAUGCAAGACUGUAUAUUAAUAAAUGUGAUGAAGAAGACCAAAAGAAAAGAAAGCCUGGACAAAAAAUCAGCAAAGUUGAAAAAACCUUUAUGGGUGCUUGCAUAUUGCUAUUUAUUUUACUAUGCAUUUUAGCACCUUUGAUCAUUUUCAGCAGUUUAAACCCGAUUAUUGAUACAAAUCCUGUAAAAGCAAUUACAAUUGAAAUUGGGCUUAAAACCGAUAUUGGGAAUUAUUAUCAAUUCUUUAAAGGGUCGCAAGUAUCAUCAAUCAGCAAAAUUUCAGAAAAAGAAUGAAACAACAUGAAAUUCGACAACUUCGGGAAAAUUCAAGCUUCUGAUAGAGAGCUUAUGCAAUCUGUUGUUCUGGACCCAAAUCCUGAUGAUAUUUGAAGUAUUUCACCAUCCAGUAAAUCUGCUUUAUGCUCUGGCUUAGCCUCUAACAGCACAAAUAAGGCUUAUUACUUACAGAUGACCUACUCCUUCAAUAGAGACUACCCAGAAAUCCAAACAAAUUCUCAAAAAAACGAGAAAACAAGAUUAUCCCCUGAGCAUGUGUCUGAUAUGAAUAAUAUAAUUUGUAAGCAAACUGCCUCUACUUUUCAAUGUGAUAACUGCUUUUCACAAGUUAUAAAAAUCCCCAGCUCAGGUUCCCCACUAGUCCCUACACUUGCUUCAGAUACAGAUUAUAUGAUGGGAGUAUGGUGUCUUUCACUACUAUCACUUCUCCGUAGUACUUUGAGCUCUGACGAGCCACCUAAAGGUGGCAAUAAACACCAAGUUGACAAAAGCACUUCCUUUUUGGGAGGAUUUGUCAACUUAAAGAUAAUUAUUACCUUUAGGUGGCUUGCCAGAGUUCCAAUAACUGUGGAGAAGUGUGCGCCAAGGCGUGCUAUAGCAGUGUAGAUGCUAUAGUAUUAACCCUAGUCAAUGAUGGAGGAGGAGGGUAUUGACAGGUUAAUUCCCUUAAAGGCUCUAUCUUGGAGCAGAUGCAUUUUUAUGUAAUUUCUUAUAAUUACAGCCCUGUGACAUUUAAUUUUUCGGUCAUAACAUUUUAUAUAUCUGUCGUCUAUCUAGUCGGAAGGCUGCUGAGGAUAGUAGUCAUUGGUGGGGCUUAUAACAUCCAAAUGACGGAAAUGCCAAAUCCAGAUCCUCUGAUUAAUCUUUGUACAGGCAUUUAUGUCAGCAGAAUGACUGGAGAUUUGUUGAGAGAGGAAGAGCUUUAUUUUGAGCUUAUGGAUAUAUUGAGGUCACCGGAAAUAAUCAAAAUGGUUACCGGACGAAGUUCUCUCAAAAAUAAAACGGAUUAA